Messenger RNA from Loa loa (African eye worm), 7134 nucleotides. Its product is annotated as FLN-2 protein. Bases 1 to 7134 code for a protein of 2377 amino acids. The transcript is spliced from 42 exons. The record is from RefSeq and is a predicted model, not a curated record. Lineage: Eukaryota; Metazoa; Nematoda; Chromadorea; Rhabditida; Onchocercidae. Gene Ontology annotation, molecular function: actin filament binding. Gene Ontology annotation, biological process: actin cytoskeleton organization.
AUGGAGGACGGUGUCGAAUCAUCCAGUUCUUCCGCCCUCCUGAAACACGCACGUGAAAAGUCACUUGAUCGAUCACUUUUUCCGGAACAUUUUAAAUCUCCGGAUUUAUUACAAAAAGUUGAACCCAAAACUACUACUCUUACUGACGAAAACCGGCAUAGGUUACGAAAAAUUGAUGAUUACGAUCCAAUAGCGCUAGAAAAAGAACGAGAAACUGAUCGGACAUCUUCAAAUUUAAUUGAGAAAAAAGAUGAUCGAUUAGGUUAUAUGGUAGCUCAGUAUGGUAAUGGUACAGUUGCUAGUGCUGGUGUCGCACCAGGACAAACAGUCAGUAGUCGAACUUUUACAGAUGACGGACGGGGCAUCGUGACGUCCACUUAUACGGCCGAAACACGUUAUAGCAACAUAUCACCGGCUAGAACGUAUGAGUAUGCAAAGGGGACAAUGACGAAUUUGCCUUAUGAUGAGCGGACUGCUACACCAACAGUAUAUACAGAAGUCAGGGCUUUUGAAAUUCCGAAAUCCAAAGAAUUGGCUUCAACGGUACAAUCUGACUCCAGUGAUCUACAUUCACAUAGUUAUCCAUCGUUUCUGGAUCCUUCUCGAUCAUCUCCAUCAGGAAUUAUAAGUUAUGAUACUAAAGAUAGGGUCAAAUCAUUCGACCAGUUGGAAAGUAGAAGUAGCUUUAUAACAGAUAGCCGACGUUAUGAUACUAAAUCUUCAAGUGAAUAUCAUGAUUUGGAUUCAAGCAGCUACAGUGUUCGACGAUACGGUACAGGAAAUGUCGGAGCAGCAGACCAAAAGCAAGUGCAAUUAAAAUAUUUCGGCGAAGAAUCGAUGAAAUUAAAUGGAACUAGAACGUCAAGAAAUGAUAUUGACAUGGUAAAAACAACUUACGAGCCUUAUCGUUCUUCGACGAACCUAAUACCAUCUGGUGGAUACCUUAAAAAUAAGCUUGGUUCGGACAAACUUUGUUCCAAUGGAUAUUUGAAAGAAAAUGAGUCAUCGGAAACUGCUAAAGGACCAAGUUUUGAAGCUCCAGUAAUAGCAUCUUAUGGUAGAGCCAAAUCAGCUGAUAUAGCUGACAGACAACAAAAAGCUUCACAAAAAAUUGCUGUCCUACCGACAACAGUCUUGGAACGAUCCGAGGAAAUGGAACGAUUGCCGAAAAGCUGGGAAUCAGUUGAAAAGGUAGAUGCAGAUACUUCGUGUUAUCGGAAAAAGUCACCAGUCAAAAGUGGGAAAGUGGAAGUGCGAGGGAGUCAUCAGUAUUCAGGUAUCGGUGAACAAGGUUAUCGUAGCGUGAAUAUUGCAAGGGAUGACGAACGAUGUUGUGAUUCAUCACGAUCCAUGGAAGAACCGUUUCAGACCUUGAGGAGAGAUCGCGACAUGGAACCAACGUUUUUGUCGACAGCACCACAACGGACAGCCGAUUAUAUGCGAGCAAGAGAGGAAGGAAAAUUUGGUGCAUUCCAGGAGAUGGAUUCAGUUCUCUCUUCACAACGACCGCUAAAGUUCGAAUAUGGCGAACGAGAAGGUCAUAUAACAGAUAUAGUGGAGGAAGCAACAUUGACGCCACGGACACGACGAAAACUUCAGGAACAAAAAAUCCGACACGAGGAAGAACUCGAUGAAAAGCGCGAUGAAGCACAUAAAGCAAUAAAAGACGACUUACAAUCAAUGCAGGCACUAAAUCGUGACGAAUUUGAGUUACCUCAAUCGAAACCCUCAAGUCCUUCACCCGUAUCUACACCUCGAGCAACUCCCAGGCUUAAUCUGAAAUUCGGAAAGGGUAAAGAAAGAAAAACGGUUGAAGAAGGUGGUUUCAAUUUUGGUAAAUCCAAAAUAACAUCUAAACAUGAAAUAGUGCGACGUGGGAAAGAUGUUGAGGUGAAAGUUGAUUCGCUGAAACUUGGCAAAGACGAUCAGUUAAAAGUUGUCGUAGUAUUAGCAGCAAAAGGAGCAAUAGAACGUGAAGAAAUUGAACCGAAAGUGAAGAAAUCUCGUCAUUCCUAUGAGAUAUCAUUUCGGCCAGCAGAAGUUGGAACACACAAGGUAAUGGUUUAUGUAAACGAUACCUUGCACCCAAUGUGUCCUUUUCCAAUCCGUGUCUACGAUGCAUCAGAAAUUAUUGUUGGCGAAAUUGCGCCUCAGAGCACUAUCAAUGACACUGUUGAAUUCACCGUUGACGCUGGCCGAGCAGGAUUUGGAAAUCUUGAAAUGGCAAUUAAGGAUAGCGAUGGUAUCAUCAUACCAUCUCAUGUAGCACAACUGGAAACGGGAACUGCCAAAUUCUUGGUGACAUUCAAUCCGACCACUAUAGGAAUGCACACUGUCAACAUUACAUUCAAUAAGGAAGUCCUCAAAAAUAGUCCAUUCGAAGUAAAUAUUGUAGACGAAAGGCCAAACGAAGAGGUGGAGAAUGUGUAUGUUUUACUUUCCAUACUUUUGAAUUUAAUACAAAAAAUGUUCGUAAAACAGACUGAUGAAAUCUUUAAGGAGAGAGGAAAGGAAACGAAGAAGAAGAAGCAUCAAAUGGAGAAGAGAACAAGUGUUUCCAAAAUCCCAUCUUUAAGUCGGGUUGGACGACCAGCACAGAUCCUUAUUACGCUGGCUGGCGAGGAACCACUUGACAUCACUGUAAUAGAUCCUGAAAAAAGAGAAGUUGAAAAUUCCAUGUCCGAUCAUGAACCUGGCGUUAAGAAAGUUGAAUUUAUACCUGUGCAAGUGGGUGACCACGAAAUCGAAGUGAAAUAUGCAGGAGCCGAUGUUCAAGGCAGCCCUUUUACUUGUCGAGCAUAUGAUCCAGCGAAAAUCAGUGUCGGUGAUAUUCCUAACAGCGUGGUCGACAGACCAGUCCAUUUCAUUGUGGAUGCAAGUCAAGCAGGUGUCGGCAAUCUGGAAGUAGCAGUAAACGAAGGGCGCAUUCCAUCGAUGGCGCAGUCACUUGGACAACAUCGUUAUGAUAUAUCCUUUGUACCUAGAGAACUUGCCGAUCACACCAUAUCUGUUCGUUUCAAUAAUGAACCCGUGCCAGGAAGUCCAUUCGUUUGUCACCUGGUAAAGGCGCAGUCGGUAACAGUUUCGGGUCCUGGAUUGGAAAGAGUUCCGGUUGGACAGGUAGCACAGAUCUAUGUAGUUGUAGAAGGUAUGAAAGAUGUGUUACCACAAAUACGCAUUACCGAUUCGCAGGGUAAUAACAUUCCGGUGAGCAUAUCAAAAGGUGAUGCAGAGGACAAGAAAUACAUCAUCUCUUACACACCAAAGAACGUCGGGAAUCAUCAAGUUGAUGUAAGCUGUGACGGUAAACCGGUUGCUGGAUCUCCGUUCACUUCCAAAGCAUUUGAUGCAAAAUGUGCCAAACUUUCAUGCAUAGAAGAAGCGGUUGUUGGACGUCCUUGUACAUUUAUGAUUGAUGCUGCUCGAGCUGGGGCUGGAAAUAUGGAAAUUAUAGUCAGUGUUGAGAAUCGAAAUGUGCCAAAUUUCGUGCAGGCAGAAGGACAAGCGAAAUUCAAAGUUUCAUUUACACCACAGGAAGCUAAAGAUCACCUUAUAAGUGUUCGAUUCAAUGGAGACCCAGUUCCAGGUUCACCAAUGGUCUGUCCAGUGCGAGAAAGAUCAUCACAGUUGAUUGCGGGUAUGUCAUCAUCGGUGAACACUCUAGGAUCAGAACAAGAGAUUCGUCUAGUUGGCGAUCUGACUAUAGGACAGGUUGGUCAAACGAAAGGCUUUAGCAUCGAUACAGGCGGGCGUGAAAUUGAUUGCAAUGUUGCCAUCACUGAUUCGCAUGGUCGUGAACUGGAUGUUGAAGUAGAAAAAGUUUGCAAUGGAUAUCAUGUUCAAUUCCGGCCUCUAACAUCAGGUGAACAUGAAAUUGAAAUCGUUGUGAACGGCCAGCAGCUCGGUAUCGGACCAUUUGUGAUGGAAGUUUCGGAACCACCGAAAAUUGCCCGUAUCCCGUCGACCAUUCUUGCUGGCAAAGAGAUUAUCUUUGAGUUGAACACAGGUGACGUUGUGCAGGGGAAUGUGAAAGUAGAAGUUAAGAAUGCCAGAAAUGGAUUAGUGCCAGCGAAAACAGAAGUUGGAAGUGAUAGGAUUGUUCGAGCCUUUUGCACAUUUCAUGAAACAGGUCGUUAUUCUGUGGAUGUUUUUGUUAACGAGAUGCCUUACGGUGAACGGCAGUAUGUCCGAGUUAUUCAAAGUGGUCGCGGUGCUGUACUCGUAGAUGAUAUUGAACAAGCAUUGGUUGGUUGGUCAUCUAAACUAAUUCUACGAACCGAACCUGAUGCCGGAAAACACUUAUCGGUUGUCAUCAUUGAUCCAGAACGAAAUCCAGUCCCUGUAUCGCUGAAGAAACUUCCCGAUGAAAUAUUCGAAGUGGAAUUCACACCACGAACAGAAGGAGUUCAUAGUAUAUCAGUGCUGGUAGGCGACGAGCAUAUCCGAGGAAGUCCUUUCAAAAUUACGGUACUGGAUUUGAGCGCUGUGCGAGUAAUCGGUCUGAAAAAUGAUCGUGUUGGCAUCGAACAACGUUUCAAUGUGGAUUGGUCAAAUUCGGGUGGUGUGAAUGCAACAGUGAGAGUAACAUGUGGAGGUAAGGAGGUACCAUGCACGAUGAAACGUAUCAAAAGAGGCCUUCACGUGUGUUCGUUUAUACCGCGACAGGUUGGACUUCAUCUGAUAGAUGUGAUGAUCGAUGAAAUGCUUCUACCGGAAUGUCCAUACGAAUGCAUCGUAAGCGAUGCAGGAUCAGUGAGAGCACGUGGUGAUGCAUUGACACGUGCACAACGUGGCAAAACAGCUCGUUUUGAAGUUUCAUUGAAUGACACAGAACAUGGUGAAUUGGAUGUAGUAGUGUCAGAUUUACGAGGUAGACCAUUACCAGUUCGGUGUUAUAAACAACAUGAUGAUAGUUAUUGGGUCGAAUUUACACCUGAAAACAUCGGUCUUCAUCAAAUUGAAAUAACAUUCGCUGAUGCACCAAUAGCUGGUAGUCCAUUUAAGUGCAUAGUGAUCGAUCCAAGGAAAGUCUUUAUCAAAGGUAUCAAUGAUCCAUUCAUUAUCAAACAACCUGCGCUUAUUACCGUGAACCGUCAACUGGCAGGUGGCGGUGACUUGACUGUGGAAUUGACUGACCCAUCUAAUGAACCGGUGCGAGUAGAUAUGCAAACAACCGCUGAUGGUGAUGAUGUUUUCGAAUUUACCCCAACCAAAAUUGGCCAGUAUAAAUUGUUCGCAAAAUUGGCUGGUUUUCUUGUUAAUGGUACACCGCAUACAUUGAUUGUUGAAGAGCAUGGCAAACCUAUUUUGCGUGGAUCCGCAACGGAACAUCCUGUGGAGGUGGAUCGUCCAACGAGCAUCAUUUUCGAUGCCAAAAAUGUAAAAGGAAAUUUGAAAAUCGACGUACGAGGACCGACGAAAGCGAAAAUUCGGCAUACAGUAAACAAAAAUCCAGAUGGAACAACGGAAAUUUCGUUUACACCAACGGAAGUGGGCCGUUAUUUAGUAAAUAUUGAGCAUAACAAUCGAACUGUUUCUGGAAGUCCAUUCGAGAUCGAAGUUGUUGAUCCACGGAAAGUGGUUGUGAAUGAUCACUUGGCUGAUGAAAAUGGGGUAUAUCAAUUCGCAAUACAGCAGAGAAACAUCAUCGACGUUGAUGCCACAGCCGCCGGAUCUGGCAAACUUCGAGCGGAAGUUCGUGAUUGCGACGGCAAAUCAAUGAGUGGUUGUGAUGUUGAGUCACUUGGCUAUGGCAAAUAUCGUGUAAUAUAUUAUCCGCAUCAACCUGGAAAAUACGGCAUCUAUCUUUACUGGUCUGAUAUAGCGGUCCAAAAAGCACAGCCACUACACGUAAUUGCUGAAGGCGAACAGCCCUCGACCUCACGUGCCGUACCGCUUGCAAAUACUGUCGCAACAACGUCACACAGCACCCUAAGAUCUCGACCUGAUGAUCGUUCACAUUACGAGGGGAGUGGAACAGACUACCUGAGAGUAGUACUACGAGGUGAGGGUGUAACACGGGCUACUAAUAAUGAACAAGCAGAAUUUAUCAUCGAUGGCUCCGAUGUCUCUAAAGAUGGACAGGUAUCAUGUUCUUUGUUUGGACAAAAAGCAGAUAUUCCGGUGCGCUUAACUCAUCUGGGAAACAACGUUUACAAAGCUAUCUACACACCGCUGAUACCUGGCAUCUAUGAGUUACAGAUAACGUGGGACGGGCACCAUGUUCGAGGUUCACCUUUCCGAGUGCAAGUUGAUCUGCAUUCAAGUGCUGCGGAGGCCAUCAUUAUCGAUGCGAAUACGUUAAAGAUGGGGAUCGUAAAUGAGGAUGUGAAAACUAUUAUUGAUACUAGGAAAGCGGGACCAGGCCAGCUAUCAGCACAAUGUAUGGGACCAACGAAACUUGCAUACUGUGAACUUUACGAUCUUCGCGAUGGUACAUAUACUCUUUCAGUUAGACCUUCUGAAAUUGGGAAACAUACACUGGUUGUGAAAUAUUCGGAUGAGCAGGUGCCAGGAAGUCCGUUCAUUUUCAAUGUUUCCUAUCCGCCAGAUGCAUCCAAAGUUCGUGUAUAUGGACCUGGAAUUGAGCAUGGAAUUCUGUCCACAUUUAAAUCAAAUUUCAUUGUUGAAACGAAAGGCGCUGGAGCAGGACAGCUCACAGUACGUGUUCGAGGACCAAAAGGAGCAUUCAACGUAGAAAUGCAAAGAGAAAAGAAGCAGGAAAGAACAAUUCAUUGUAAAUAUGAACCAAAGGAACCGGGAGAUUACCAGGUGGAAGUUAAAUGGCAUGGUGAACAUGUCCCGGGAUCGCCGUUUCUGGUAAUGAUUGUGGAUACCGAACAGGAAUUACAACGAUUCCUAUGUGGUGAUGCACCGUCACCACAGCCAGCAACUCCGUUCAUACCACCUGGCUGGAUUGGCACUCCACCACCACCACCGUUGUUUCUUGGUGGACCACCACCGCGUGGUCCGUUUCUUCAGCCUCAUGCCACUGCACUGCCUUUGCCAUCACCAACUAUUCAGGGGGCUCCAUUGACGGGAGCGCAUGGGUCCUUGCUGCCGUAUGGAGCGAUGCCACAACCACCGCAUGUAAUGCGUACCGCAAUACGACCUAGGUUUAUGAGUGGUUACUGA